AUGGCCCUUUCAAAGAACUACACCGAAGAACAGCUGAACUACUUCAGAAUUUGUUAUAUAACCACUGAUAUACUAGCCGAAGGCCUCAGAGAGCUUUUUAAACGUGAAUGGGACAAUCAAUAUAAAUCAACACCAUUGGGAGAAUGGAAAGAUGUGGCCCAGAAUGGAACGGACUUUUACAACGGCGAGUCUCCAAGAAAUCAAAGAAGAAAUGCUCGUCCUUUGGCCACCAUGAAAAAUGGAAACAGAGGGGAAUGGGAUUGCACAAUGCUGUUUUACGCCAUCCUUUACUCUGGUUGUGUCGGGCCCUACCUUGCAUCAACAGUCAGAAACAAUGUGGAUGAUCUUAGAAAAUUUAGAAACGAGGAAUUCGCCCACAUACUACAGGGAAGUCUCCCUGAGAUAGAUUUUCAGAAUGCCGUUGGCAAAGUUCAUGUUGCGUUCCAUGCGCUUGGUCUCUCUACUGUAAAAAUUGACGGGAUAAAAAAUCAGAAAACUUUCCCAACGGACGAAUUAGAUAACAUUCUGAAAGAGGUUGACGAUGUUAGACAAGAACUUCAACAAAAAGAGAAACAGCGCCAGGUUCUUGCAGACCAGCUUCAGAAAGAAGCGCCUUCAUUCUGUAUUCUCCCUCCUAAACCUACACACGAAAUUGAAAGCCGUGAAAGGGAAGUAGCAGAAAUAGCACAUCAGCUAAAGGAACUAAAGAAGGCCAACGAGAACAGGUUGAGUUAUCUGUACAUCUCAGGGAAUCCAGGAAGUGGCAAAUCACAACUAGCUGGCCUCGUAGCUGAAAGAUUCUUUGAUGAAGUAAAAGAAAUACCAGGCACUUCCUUUGUGAUGACCAUAAACGCUGCCAGUCAAGAUUCACUUUUGAAGUCAUAUGCUAAUUUUGCUCGUCAGUUAAAGUGCCCAGACUUUUCAGUGAUGCAAACCUUGAGCUCUAAGGAUUGGAACAUUGAGGACAAGAUUACCAAUCUCAAGACGCUUAUUGCUGCAAAAAUUCGGUGUUACACGUCUUGGCUAAUGGUGGUGGACAAUGUGACUAAUCUGACUUUUGUACACGAUCACCUACCACAGUCUGGAACCGAGACGUGGGCAAGAGGUCAGUUGUUAAUUACAACCCAAGAUACAAAGUCCAUCCCUUUAAAAAGCUCUUUCAUCAAUCACAUUUCAGUAAGCCGAGGAAUGAAUCCUUACGAUGCCACUUCCUUAUUGGCCAAGCUUUCUGGCGUCUUCGACAUAGAGCCAGCAGAAAACGUUGCCCAGAAACUGGACUAUCAGCCACUUGCUUUAGCAGGCGCGGCUGUGUUUGUCAAAGACAUUCGACAGGACAAAGCAUCGAAGCAUUUUGGCUGGGACCAAUACCUAAAGAUUUUACAAAACGGAAAACGAGAAACAACCGAAGAUACCCUAGCUGACACCAACCCGAUUUAUCCAAAUACGAUGACUACAGCAAUAACGUUAGCUGUCGAAGCACAAGUCAAAUCCGACAAGUUUUUUGAACACCUAUUCAGAUUUCUUUCCCUGUGCGCACCACAACCAUUAAACGUUGACAUAGCGGUUAGUUACCUUAUAAACGUUCUCGAACACGAUGACAAAGGGGACAAGGAACAACUUCGCAGGAGAUUCAAAAGAUGUUCACUGCUUCUUUUAGAGGAAGGAGAUAGUUGCUGUUACAUUCGUGUACAUCAGGUUGUGCACGACGCAAUGAAAUGGGUGAUGAGUGAAUGUACAGAGAAUCAAACGAUCAAGGUUGUAAGUGAAGCUGUUACAUCGUUUAACAAAUUUAUAGUCACAAUUCCACACGAAAAUAGAAGAAUGGACACCAUGCACAUCAUUCCGCACGUAAGUGCCCUUAUUGUACCAAUUAAUGCAGUUAUUAUUGCAGAAAAUAUCUCUCAAGUCCAUGUUCAGGACAUUUCUGAAAAAUUGUCGAAUCUUGGCGACACAUGUAAAAUGCACUGCGAAUUUAACGUGGCAAAGACAUACUUGGAAAGGUCUCUCGCUCUUCGCAUCAGGCUGGUGGGUGACCAAAAUGUCGAUGUUGCCUCCAGGUACAAUCACUUAGCUAUAAUUCACAAGGACUUAGGUGACUUUAAACAAGCAAAGGAGUAUCAGCAACGUGGUUUACCCAUCUUUCUCAAGAAGCUUGGUACUGAACAUGUUUUUGUUGCAACAAGCUACGGUAACCUAGCUGUAAUUCAAAAGGACUUAGGUGACCUUGAACAAGCAAAGGAGUAUCAGCAACGUGGUUUAGCCAUCCAACUCAAGAAGCUUGGUGCUGAACAUGUUUCCGUUGCAACAAGCUACAGUAACCUAGCUUUAAUUCACCAGGACUUAGGUGACUUUGAACAAGCAAAGGAGUAUCAGCAACGAGCCUUAGCCAUCUUUCUCAAGAAGCUUGGUGCUGAACAUGUUUCUGUUGCAACAAGCUACGGUAACCUAGCUUCAAUUCACCAGGACUUAGGUGACUUUGAACAAGCAAAGGAGUUUCAGCAACGUGGUUUAGCCAUCGAACUCAAGAAGCUUGGUGAUGAACAUGUUUCUGUUGCAACAAGCUACGGUAACCUAGCUUCAAUUCACAAGGACUUAGGUGACCUUGAACAAGCAAAGGAGUAUCAGCAACGUGGUUUAGCCAUCUUUCUCAAGAAGCUUGAUACUGAACAUGUUUCUGUUGCAACAAGCUACGGUAACCUAGCUUCAAUUCACAAGGACUUAGGUGACCUUGAACAAGCAAAGGAGUAUCAGCAACGUGGUUUAACCAUCUUUCUCAAGAAGCUUGAUACUGAACAUGUUUCUGUUGCAACAAGCUACGGUAACCUAGCUUCAAUUCACAAGGACUUAGGUGACCUUGAACAAGCAAAGGAGUAUCAGCAACUUGGUUUAGCCAUCUUUCUCAAGAAGCUUGGUGCUGAACAUGUUUCUGUUGCAACAAGCUACGGUAACCUAGCUUCAAUUCACAAGGACUUAGGUGACCUUGAACAAGCAAAGGAGUAUCAGCAACGUGGUUUAGCCAUCCAACUCAAGAAGCUUGGUGAUGAACAUGUUUCUGUUGCAACAAGCUACGGUAACCUAGCUUCAAUUCACAAGGCCUUAGGUGACGUUGAACAAGCAAAGGAGUAUCAGCAACGUGGUUUAGCCAUCUUUCUCAAGAAGCUUGGUGCUGAACAUCUUUCUGUUGCAACAAGCUACGGUAACCUAGCUUCAAUUCACAAGGACUUAGGUGACCUUGAACAAGCAAAGGAGUUUCAGCAACGUGGUUUGGCCAUCCAACUCAAGAAGCUUGGUGCUGAACAUGUUUAUGUUGCAACAAGCUACGGUAACCUAGCUUCAAUUCACCAGGACUUAGGUGACCUUGAACAAGCAAAGGAGUAUCAGCAACGUGGUUUAGCCAUCGAACUCAAGAAGCUUGGUGCUGAACAUGUUUCCGUUGCAACAAGCUACAGUAACCUAGCUUUAAUUCACCAGGACUUAGGUGACCUUGAACAAGCAAAGGAGUAUCAGCAACGUGGUUUAGCCAUCGAACUCAAGAAGCUUGGUGAUGAACAUGUUUCUGUUGCAACAAGCUACGGUAACCUAGCUUUAAUUCACCAGGACUUAGGUGACCUUGAACAAGCAAAGGAGUAUCAGCAACUUGGUUUAGCCAUCCAACUCAAGAAGCUUGGUGCUGAACAUGUUUCUGUUGCAACAAGCUACGGUAACCUAGCUUCAAUUCACAAGGACUUAGGUGACGUUAAACAAGCAAAGGAGUUUCAGCAACGUGGUUUAGCCAUCGAACUCAAGAAGCUUGGUGCUGAACAUGUUUCUGUUGCAACAAGCUACGGUAACCUAGCUUCAAUUCACAAGGCCUUAGGUGACCUUGAACAAGCAAAGGAGUAUCAGCAACGUGGUUUAGCCAUCGAACUCAAGAAGCUUGGUGCUGAACAUGUUUCUGUUGCAACAAGCUACGGUAACCUAGCCUCAAUUCACAAGGCCUUAGGUGACCUUGAACAAGCAAAGGAGUAUCAGCAACGUGGUUUAGCCAUCGAACUCAAGAAGCUUGGUGCUGAACAUGUUUCUGUUGCAACAAGCUACGGUAACCUAGCUUUAAUUCACCAGGACGUAGGUGACCUUGAACAAGCAAAGGAGUAUCAGCAACGUGGUUUAGCCAUCGAACUCAAGAAGCUUGGUGAUGAACAUGUUUCUGUUGCAACAAGCUACGGUAACCUAGCUUCAAUUCACCAGGACUUAGGUGACUUUGAACAAGCAAAGGAG
Messenger RNA from Porites lobata, 4257 nucleotides. The record is from the annotation of a GenBank genome assembly. Lineage: Eukaryota; Metazoa; Cnidaria; Anthozoa; Scleractinia; Poritidae.